AUGUUAUUAUUUGUGAAGUCUACGUACAACCUUAUUGUGCUUACCCUCUCAGUUUUAAACUUCUGUUUGGUUUGCAAGUUCAUCUCUAACACAGAGGCUCUAUCAAUCAAAUCAUCACCAAAAGCACUCACAAAUCUUCAAGAGAUAUUCCUGCCACCAAUGCUUAAGCUUCAAUCAUUUGUGCUGCUUUUCGAUCUAUUUGUAGGCAUUUACUAUAUCUAUCAAUGGCCUUUAUGGGACAAAAUCAAGAGUAAGUUCGUUUACUAUCAGUAUGAAGCACGCACUGCUGAGAAACAAGACUGCAGCAAUCUCUUUCUCUCCAUACUUUUCAUCUUACUUUCAAAGGUAUCAAUCAUCAUUUUCAAACUCAAGAAUAUCGUACUUACUAAUGUCUUAUUUUAGGGCUUAUCACUGGUGAUAUUGAUAUCAGUUCAAACUCUCAGUAUUAAUGAGAUCGCUAAGAUAAACAAUGAGUAUGCUAAUGAGAAUCAAGAUACGUAAGUGUUUUUCAUGUUAUAAUUACUUAGAGAGACAUUGGAUGCACUGGUUGCCGAGUCUUAGAAAGCUGAGUACGGUAAAGUUCUUAAUACUAUUCUGGGAUUUCUCCUGCUGAUCAGUUUCGUACUAAACCUAGCCACCAUUAACAUGCCUCUCUUGGAAAAGAAACACAAUAGCCUUUUGGAAUAAACUUAAGAAAAGAUUCACAAAAAGUUUGAUGAUUCACAGCUAUCAUCAUCAGAAGCAGCAGCAGGACAUAACAAUGAUAGCCAUUAUUUGAAUCACAGUGGCCAGCAUAAUCAGUCAAGAAAGACUAGCAAAAAAGAGAAGAAAAAUUAGUUAUUAUGA
This is a messenger RNA of Stylonychia lemnae, 846 nucleotides long. Lineage: Eukaryota; Ciliophora; Spirotrichea; Sporadotrichida; Oxytrichidae. The record is from the annotation of a GenBank genome assembly.